UCAGUCGGGCGCUGAGUGGGUUUUCGGAUCAUGUCUGGUGGCUCCGCGGAUUACAACAGAGAACAUGGCGGCCCAGAGGGAAUGGACCCCGAUGGUGUCAUCGAGAGCAACUGGAAUGAAAUUGUUGAUAACUUUGAUGAUAUGAAUUUAAAGGAGUCCCUUCUUCGAGGCAUCUAUGCUUAUGGUUUUGAGAAGCCUUCAGCUAUUCAGCAGAGAGCUAUUAUCCCAUGUAUUAAAGGAUAUGAUGUGAUUGCUCAAGCUCAGUCAGGUACUGGCAAGACAGCCACAUUUGCUAUUUCCAUCCUGCAACAGUUGGAGAUUGAAUUCAAGGAGACCCAAGCACUAGUAUUGGCCCCCACCAGAGAACUGGCUCAACAGAUCCAAAAGGUCAUUUUGGCUCUUGGAGAUUAUAUGGGAGCAACUUGUCAUGCUUGCAUUGGAGGAACAAAUGUUCGAAAUGAAAUGCAGAAGUUGCAGGCUGAAGCCCCUCAUAUUGUUGUUGGCACUCCCGGGAGAGUAUUUGAUAUGCUAAACAGAAGAUACCUUUCUCCAAAAUGGAUCAAAAUGUUUGUUUUGGAUGAAGCAGAUGAAAUGUUGAGCCGAGGGUUUAAGGAUCAGAUCUAUGAGAUUUUCCAAAAAUUAAAUACAAGCAUUCAGGUUGUGUUACUUUCUGCCACAAUGCCAACUGAUGUCCUAGAAGUGACCAAGAAAUUCAUGAGAGAUCCAAUUCGAAUUCUGGUGAAGAAGGAAGAAUUGACCCUUGAAGGAAUUAAACAAUUUUAUAUUAAUGUUGAGCAAGAGGAGUGGAAGAUGGACACUCUUUGUGACCUGUAUGAGACUUUGACUAUUGCACAAGCAGUUAUUUUUCUCAAUACAAGGCGCAAGGUGGACUGGCUCACAGAGAAAAUGCAUGCCAGGGACUUCACAGUUUCUGCUCUGGAUGGUGACAUGGACCAGAAGGAAAGAGAUGUCAUCAUGAGGGAAUUCCGAUCAGGGUCAAGCUGUGUUCUGAUCACUACUGACUUGUUGGCUCGUGGGAUUGAUGUGCAACAAGUGUCCAUGGUUAUAAACUAUGAUCUACCUACCAAUCGUGAAAACUAUAUUCACAGAAUUGGCAGAGGGGGUCGAUUUGGGAGGAAAGGUGUGGCUAUAAACUUUGUUACUGAAACAGACAAGAGGAUUCUUCGUGACAUUGAGACUUUCUACAAUACUACAGUGGAGGAAAUGCCCAUGAAUGUGGCUGACCUAAUUUAAUUCCUGGGAUGAGAUAGUUUGGAAUGCAGUGCUCGCUGUUGCUGAAUAGGCAAUCACAACGUGCAUUGUGCUUCUUUGAGAAUAUUUGAAUCUUGUCUCAAUGCUCAUAACGGAUCACAAAUACAGAUUCUGAUAGCAAAGCGA
Rattus rattus (black rat) is the source of this 1398-nucleotide messenger RNA. RefSeq names its product eukaryotic initiation factor 4A-II-like. NCBI's taxonomy places the organism in Eukaryota, Metazoa, Chordata, Mammalia, Rodentia, Muridae. Gene Ontology annotation, biological process: cytoplasmic translational initiation. Gene Ontology annotation, molecular function: ATP binding; RNA binding; translation initiation factor activity. The transcript has a single exon. Gene Ontology annotation, cellular component: cytoplasmic stress granule. Bases 31 to 1254 code for a protein of 407 amino acids. The record is from RefSeq and is a predicted model, not a curated record.